Molecule: messenger RNA, 3425 nt
Organism: Lathyrus oleraceus (garden pea)
Lineage: Eukaryota; Viridiplantae; Streptophyta; Magnoliopsida; Fabales; Fabaceae
Product: zinc finger CCCH domain-containing protein 44
Exons: 6
Coding region: 240-3092 (950 amino acids)
Molecular function (GO): protein binding
Source: RefSeq, a predicted model, not a curated record
AAAUAAGGAAAGAAACAAAAAUAAAAUGAGCAACAACAUCUUGUUACAUCAUCUGCACUUAGUCCUUUAACAAAUUUCACAAAUUUCAAUUUUUCUUUCCGUGCUGUGUGUCCACUACUAAGCCUAUCAGAUCAAAUCCACCGAUUCCCAAUUACUAGGGUUUUUUUUUUCUUUCAAUUCAACUCGAUUUCUUGAAUCUUGUUUUUUUAGUUCGAUUCGUUCUAUACGAAUUGAACGCUAUGGAGCAACCGCAGCUGCAACCGAUUUCUCAACCGGUAAUGACCGAAGAUGUUAGGGUUUUUGAGAAUUCUCAAAUGAUCGGAGUCAACUCUGUCAACACUGACGUGGCGACGUCAGAGACAGCUGUCAAAAGGAAGCGUGGUCGGCCCCCGAGAGGGACUCUUCCGCAGCCUCGGCCUCCUCCUAUGAAGAAGACGAAGGAUGAGGAGGAUGUUUGUUUUAUUUGCUUCGAUGGUGGCUCACUUGUUCUUUGUGAUCAUCGGGGUUGUCCUAAGGCAUAUCAUCCGGCAUGUGUGAAGCGGGGUGAGGAGUUUUUCCGUGCUACCGAUAGAUGGAGUUGUGGUUGGCAUCAAUGUAAUGAUUGUGGAAAAUCAUGCCACUACAUGUGCUAUACUUGUACAUAUUCCGUAUGCAAGGGUUGUACGAAAAAAGAAGUUGAUUUUGUUAGUGUUAGAGGAAACAAAGGUUUGUGUGGAACAUGCAUGAGGAUUAUAGUACUGAUUGAAAACAGUGCCCGGGGAAUUAAGUGCGAAGUAGAUUUUGAUGACAAAAGCAGCUGGGAGUAUCUUUUCAAGGUGUAUUGGAUGUACUUGAAAGGAAAACUAUCUCUGAACUUUGAUGAGGUCCUUCGAGCUAAAAGUCCAUGGAACGGUGUUGUUCGUGUAAGUUGCAAUGUUCAAGCUCCCCAUAAUGUUUUAGGAAUUCGCAAAGUUGGCAACGGUUAUGGUUCCGAGAGUUCCUGUAUAAUAAAUUCAAAUAGUCCAGUAAACAAGAAAGCUAAGGGAAAUAUUGGGGACAGUGCAUCGUACAGUGCUGGACGCAAUGUACAAGACUUGUCCACUACCAGUGAGCUAAAUGAGAAUAAAUAUGUAGUAAAGAACCAAAUCAGUCUUAAUGAAAUGGCAAACCAUGAUGAUACUAAUGCAGGAGACGUGAGAUUAGGAGAGUUUGGUGUUUCAAAAGACAUUUUAUCAUUACUUCACUCUACAGGGAUGGAACAGGCAGUCUGGCAUUAUCAGGAUCCAACUGGGAAGGUUCACGGUCCUUUUAGUAUGGCGUUGCUGCGCAAGUGGAAAGGAACUGGAUAUUUACCUCCAAAUCUCAGAAUAUGGAGUGAGAAACAAGAGAAAUCUAUAUUGUUGACGGAUGCACUGAGUAAGUGUUCCCAAAAUGUAUCAUUUCCAUUCAACCAUGAACAACAAUCUUUGGGGGCCAGUGUUACGGUGGUAAAUAAAGAAAAUAGUCAGGAUGGUCAACAAUCUUUGGGGACCAGUGUUAUGGUGGUAAAUAAAGAAAACAGUCAGGAUGGUCUUAACAUUGCAACAAGGAGUGAAGUUUGUGCUAACAACCAAAUUGUCAUGCUGAUAGCGGAUGAAAAGGUUGCUGAUGUUUGUACCCAAUCUAAUGGUAAAGAAUCUGUUAAGAGCAACGGUGGGCACACUCCGUCUCCUGUUUUUACUAUACAAGGGGAUGGAGAUGACUCUGUUAAGAGCAAUGGUGGGCAAACUCCGUCUCCUGGUUUGACUAUACAAGGGGAUGGGAAUAUCACUAAUAAUGGUAAAGAUGAGUCUGUUAAGAGUAACAGUGGGUACACUCCGUCUCCUGGUUUGACUAUACAAGGGGAUGGGAAUAUCACUAAUAAUGGUAAAGACGAGUCUGUUAAGAGUAACAGUGGGUACACUCCGUCUCCUGGUUUGACUAUACAAGGGGAUGGGAAUAUCACUAAUAAUGGUAAAGAUGAGUCUGUUAAGAGUAACAGUGGGUACACUCCGUCUCCUGGUUUGACUAUACAAGGGGAUGGGAAUAUCACUAAUAAUGGUAAAGAUGAGUCUGUUAAGAGUAACAGUGGGUACACUCCGUCUCCUGGUUUGACUAUACAAGGGGAUGUGAAUAUCACUAAUAAUGGUAAAGAUGAGUCUGUUAAGAGUAACAGUGGGUACACUCCGUCUCCUGGUUUGACUACACAAGGGGAUGGAAAUAUCAGUGAUGGCCAAAGUGGUCAUUUUGAAAGAAGGGAAGAGUCUCCCAAAUGUGAAGUUUCUUAUGCUGAUGUGCAACCUGCACUACCUUCAACAGCCUUUGAUGAGAAUUUGAACGAAAAACCGUCUUUGGAUAAAGUGGUGGUGGGCGGUAAUGAGAAUCAAGAAAAAUUGAAAGGGAAUGUAAAUUUUGGCUUCAAUGGGUUUUCUGAGGGUCCGGGCAAUAGUGGGCAAAGUGAUCAGAAACAAUCGGACAAUGAAGUGAAUUCAGGGCAAUAUGUAAAUUUGGGUUCCAAUGGGUCUUCUGAGGGUCCGGGUAAUAGUGGACAAAGUGAUCAGAAACAAUCUGACAAUGAAGUGAAUUCAGGGCAAUCUUCUGGUCAGAACUGGAGAGCCUCUGAUCUAGUUCACUCUGAUAUAGUCCAUCCACCAAUGGAUGCCCCUUCAUGGCUGGCUGCAAUCUUUGGCGAAACUGAUUCAGUUUCAGAUCUGUUGGAACAGUUAGAGGCAAAUGAGAAAGGUGGUGAAUUGGAGUCUCCUGCAGAAAUAAUGGAGUGGGAUGAUGAGUUGACUGAGGGUGCUAUUACUGAUUGUUUCGGUUUCGCUAAAGCAUUAAGCCCAAUGCUUGAUGGAGGUAAACUUGAUACUCUGCCCUCCUCAAGUGAUUUACAUUUACCCUCCAGUGAUUUACAUUUAUCAUCUCAAUCCCAACCCGUCGCAUCAAAGGAGCCAUUUCAGCAAGCUGAUGUACAUAAUCAUCAAGUUAUAGGGGGAGAACAAUCUUCAAAACCUUCCAAAGCUGAAACUGAGCCUACUUUCCCAGGUAUUAGUUGGAAUCCAGCUGGUCAAUUUUCAUGGGAAUCAAGUCGUUGAAAUGCCAUGCCAGAUGAUUUUGCAUUGGAGGCUCUACUAUUUUUCUUUAGUCUUUAGGCUGAAACAAAUUUUAGACAAACUUGAAUCGGAUACUUAAUAUCCUGUUUAUAACAGCAUUCUUUUGCAGCACAGCGACCUCUCACCUUCCUUCAUUGUUGAGGAAGAAAUGGAAGAGUGUCGUUCUUCUUCUUCGUAGUCAGUCAACUCUAUUUCGCUAUAUAAUUUUUUCUUGAACAUUGAAACGCAGAGAAACUUAUUCUUGAUAGUUUAAUUUUAACUCUGAUGCGGAAAUUCUAUAAUUGGCCUAAUAUAUUUCUUUCUUUGGUUUUUAUA